UCAGCUAUCCAACUUUCUUCACAUGCCUCUUACCUUCUCGUCUACCUCUCUAUAUCUCUCUAUUUAUGGAAGUUGUAAUGUAAUUAAUUAUUCCAUAGUUGGGUAUCCUACCUACCAUUUGUUGUCUACAUCUCUAUAUAUAGAAUAGAAGUUGCAGUUGUUUGCAUAUUCAACACUAACACAGAAUCAAUUAUGGUUAUGGAGAGCUCAAAUGAUGAUGUUCUUCACAUAGUUAUGUUCCCUUUUUUUGCUUUUGGUCAUAUUAGUCCAUUUGUUCAGCUGGCUAACAAGCUCUCCUCUCAUGGUGUCCAUGUUUCUUUUUUCACUGCAUGUGGCAAUGCGAGCAGAGUCGAAUCUAUGCUGAAUUCUACUGCCAGUACUACUCAUAUUGUCCCUCUCACUCUUCCUCAAGUUGAAGGUCUACCACCUGGUGCUGAAAGUACUGCUGAAUUGACACCACUAACUGCUGAACUUCUCAAAGUUGCUUUAGAUUUAAUGCAACCACAAAUCAGGACUCUACUUUCCCAUCUCAAACCCCAUUUUGUUCUCUUUGAUUUUGCUCAGGAAUGGCUCCCUAAAAUGGCUGAUGAGUUAGGGAUCAAGACUGUUUUUUAUUCUGUUUUUGUUGCACUUUCCACUGCUUUUCUUACUUGUCCUGCUAGAGUUCCUCAACCUAAAAACUAUCCAACUCUUGAAGACAUGAAGAAACCUCCACCUGGAUUUCCUCACACCUCCAUUACCUCCGUCAAAACGUUUGAGGGUCGAGAUUUUCUAUAUAUUUUCAAAAGUUUCCAUGGUGGUCCUACUGUAUAUGACCGCGUACUCUCGGGACUCAAGGGAUGCUCAGCUAUACUAGCCAAGACUUGCUCUCAGAUGGAGGGACCUUAUAUAGAAUAUGUGAAAUCACAGUUCAAUAAACCUGUUUUUCUAGUGGGACCUGUAGUUCCUGAUCCACCUUCAGGAGAACUGGAAGAGAGAUGGGCUACUUGGUUAAACAAGUUUGAAGCUGGAACAGUUAUUUACUGUUCUUUCGGUAGUGAAACUUUCUUGAAUGAUGAUCAAAUCAAAGAACUGGCUUUGGGUUUGGAACAAAUUGCAUUUCCUUUCUUUCUGGUCUUAAAUUUUCCUGCCAAUGUCGAUGUCGCAGCCGAUCUAAACAGGACUCUACCAGAAGGGUUUAUGGAGAGAGUGAAAGACAAGGGAAUCAUUCAUUCUGGUUGGGUGCACCAACAGCACAUUCUUGCUCAUUCUAGUGUAGGCUGCUAUGUAUGUCAUGCAGGGUUUAGUUCAGUGAUAGAGGCACUGGUGAAUGACUGUCAAGUUGUUAUGUUGCCCCAGAAAGGUGACCAGUUCUUGAACGCAAAGCUGGUGAGCGGGGAUAUGAAAGCUGGGGUGGAGGUUAAUAGGAGGGAUGAAGAUGGCUAUUUUGGUAAACACGAUAUUAAGGAAGCCGUGGAGAUGGUGAUGGUGGAGGUUGACAAACAGCCAGGUAAAUUAAUUAGGGCAAAUCAGAAGAAAUGGAAGCAGUUUCUGUUGAACAAGGAUAUCCAAUGCAAGUUUAUUGAGGAUUUAGUUAAUGAAAUGACGGCCAUGGCUAAGGUCUCAAGUAAUUAAGAUAUGUCGAUGGUCUGGACUCCGGGCCUGCCGUGGGCCGAAAAUCGAUCGGGGCGUGCCAGAUAGGUUAGGGAUCGUGCCAGUGUGGUCCGUUUAAUUUUUUGUGGCCAUUUGGAUGGAUAAAUGAGCGAAACGGCGCGAACGGAGCAUUUUCGGGCGCCUGCGAUUUUGGGAUGAACCUGGGGUCCGGACAUGCUGUGGACCGAAAAUUGACCGGAUCUUACCUUCCAGUAGUAGUAUAGUUGUCAUUAUUACAAUCAAUGAAGCAUUUCCUAAUGUACCUGAUUUUUGUAUUGUCAUCAUGUCAAGUUCUGACAAUCAGACCACUCGAAAUAAGACUACAUUUUCCUUA
Capsicum annuum is the source of this 1966-nucleotide messenger RNA. RefSeq names its product anthocyanidin-3-O-glucoside rhamnosyltransferase. Gene Ontology annotation, molecular function: UDP-glycosyltransferase activity. The record is from RefSeq and is a predicted model, not a curated record. NCBI's taxonomy places the organism in Eukaryota, Viridiplantae, Streptophyta, Magnoliopsida, Solanales, Solanaceae. The transcript has a single exon. Bases 193 to 1614 code for a protein of 473 amino acids.